Messenger RNA from Nicrophorus vespilloides, 2000 nucleotides. Its product is annotated as sporozoite surface protein 2-like. Lineage: Eukaryota; Metazoa; Arthropoda; Insecta; Coleoptera; Silphidae. Bases 44 to 1900 code for a protein of 618 amino acids. The record is from RefSeq and is a predicted model, not a curated record. The transcript is spliced from 3 exons.
AUAGGCGUGUCAUCGGUUUGUUAGAGUUGAUUUCGUUGCGAUCAUGGAGAAGUUGAAAAUACGAAAACAAAUCGAGAGUUUAUCCUCGGAGCAGUUGGCCCAAGAACUAAUCAACAAUGGAUACGCAUUUUCGUACCAAGCCAUCAUCGAUAAGGAUAUCACGGGUAAAAAAAUGCUGAAUAUGACGGAAAUGGAGAAAAACGAGCUGAGUUUCGUUAUGUCCAGAAUUCAGUUGCAGCAGUUCUGGUCAUACGUUAUGUCAGUAAAAAACGACCCAACUCAAAUGGUACUAAGGAGUAAUAAUUCAUCAUCGAUUCAAAAGCCUGUACCUCCGCAACCGAAAUUCGCGAAACCUCCAAUAACUACUGGAGGAAGAUUUGUGUUUCCACCGAAACCCAUUGAUAGUUUUCCGCAAAAACCAAAUAUCUCGACACCGAAACCUCCUCAACAAAUCUUGCCUCCGAAGCCAAAUAUUGUACGAACGCCUGAUGUCAAUACUACACCGGAAAGUGAACCAUUUGCAACGUCGAACGUUUAUCCGUUCGGACUUAGGCAAGUCCAGAAACCAGCGGCGGAUAUUGCGAAACCUUCGAUAGUGCGUAAAACCAGCGAGAAAUUUGAGACAUCAAGCAAAUACCCGUUCAAGUUUAGAGGUGCCGAAGAACAAAUUGCUAACAAAGAAAAGGAACAGAUGUCGGCUAACGAGCCGGUAGAUCCAUUUGCUACAUCCAGUGUUUACCCGUUCAAGAACAGGGCCAAAAUUGUGAAUCAAAAGCCACCGUCACCGGUAGUGGAGCCUCAAAGAAACGACCAAGAUAAAUUUGCUGCUUCAAACAAAUAUCCAUUCGGGCGAACUGCUUUUGAAAAUUCUGAGAUGGAGUAUCCUCAGCAGACAGUUUCAGAUGGUGCGGCAACUUCGGAUGCAUAUCCAUUCAAGAACCGAUUGCCGCCUAAACCGGAUCUGCCGAAACCUCCGGAAAUGAACGUCUUUAAGAAGAAGCCUUUGCCGGUUAUCCCGGCGGAAAAACCGAAGGAUAUCGCACCGCCUACAUCUAACAAUUAUUCCUAUAAACAAACGCCUAUAAUAAAAGUAAAUGAUCCGAACCCUAUCGGAUUGGGUAAACCGAAAAUUGAGCCACCUGAACCAUCGAACAACAAUUUCUUAGCGAAACGCGAUCUUAUUUCAAAUAUUUUCGCAGGGAAUCGUCCCAUGUCGCAACCCAAACCUGAACCAGAACCAGAACACGAACAGGAGGAUCCGAUCUACGGAAAUGUGGAACGCGAGGAAUAUUAUCUUUCGGCUGAUGAUUCAUUUGCAUCCGAUGAAUCGUUUGAACCCGAUGGUGAUGAGCCAGAGUAUGGUAAUAACGUUUACAGGAAUGUGUCUGCGCCUGUUUCUCCACAUGAGCCUCUACCUAUGCCUAAACCAAUGCCUUCGGAAGAUAAAUUGCCGCUUCCACCGAACUUUCUGGUGCCUCCAAGGUAUAACGACAACGAAAAUAACCAACUGACGGAGGAUCAAGUUUACCAACCUGUUAUAUCGGUUGACGUUGAUCAGGAUAUACAGAAUCUUCUGCAUCCUCCACUUCCUAGGCGACCUCGCGUCACAAUACUCAACUUGUCUAGGCAAGUUGGAAACGAUCGUCUGGUCAGAUCCGAGCAAGGUAAUUUCCUCUUCAGGACCAGCAACACGCACUACUGCGUCCUGAUGAUAAAAACGAAUUCCGGACACAUCGCAAAUAUUCCGAUAGUUAAGCGUGAUAAUCGUAUCCAUCUGGAUGCUACCAAUAUGGAUGCAACCAAAUACUUUGACAACCUGACAGAUAUGGCCGAUUAUUACAAAAUGCAGGACACCAAAAUGGGAAAUACCACAAUACGAUUUAGAAAUAUGUUGACGUAAAUUAUUAAGCUAACAAGAAGACAGUAGUAUAUAUAUAAAAUUCCUACUUUAAAUUGAACAAAUAAUAGUAAAGAUCUAAAUUUAUUAGCCCAAAAAUUUA